GAAACAAUGUAUUAUUUUGCUGUUGUUUACCUUGCGUUUCGAUCGGGGAAGAAUUGAUUUGGUGCGGAUUUUGACAGUUGGUUUAAACGGGUGGAAAUUUUUGUUGUAAGGAUUGCAUGGGGAUGACGAUUGAGAGAUUUUGGAUCUGUUAACACAGAAGCUGGAAGAUAAAAAUCCUGUUUUUGUCCGAAUAAUCUUGCGCAGAUUUGGUACAAAACAUUUGGGUACAGAGUACUUGUGUCGUAAGGGGCAAUUGUAUUUUUUUGAGAGCACAAAUCUUUUUGUGCAAGUUACCGAGAAAUCUGUGCAAACUGAAGAAAUCCCGAAAUUUUGUUCAAACUCAGAAGUCACAGCAGCCUAAUUCAAACUUAGAACAGUCCAUCUCCAGCUAAGUCUUUCUUUUUUAUUUUCUUCCCUUUUUCCUUCUGAUAAGCCCGGAUUGACCAAAAUCUCCCAUAUACUGAUAAGUUCUAGUUGGGAUCGGGAGAUUUGAGUUUUGUCAGGCAGAUUUAUUUGGUAUCCAUAAUUGUUCUGUUAUAUUGAAAUGGGUUGUUAAGGAGGUUCAGGGGAUCUGUAAUUAAUUAAUUAGGAAGAUGGGCUCAAUUUGUCAUGAGUUUAAUCAAGAGGGACAGAGCACUUCACAGUUUCAUGUAUUGGCUGUGGAUGACAGUAUUAUAGAUCGAAAAGUUAUAGAGAGGCUGCUCAAAAACUCUUCCUACAAAGUGACCACUGUUGAUAGUGGGAGAAGAGCUCUAGAGUUUCUUGGAUUAUGUGACAACGACAAUGCUGUCAAUAACAAUGAAUUGAAGGUGAAUAUGAUAAUCACAGACUAUUGUAUGGCAGGAAUGACAGGCUACGAGUUGCUUAAGAGAAUUAAGGAAUCAUCAAAGCUGAAGGAGAUUCCUGUCAUUAUAAUGUCAUCGGAAAAUGUACCUUCACGGAUGACCAGAUGUCUGGAGGAAGGAGCAGAAGACUUCAUAUUGAAGCCUGUGAAGAUAUCAGAUAUAAAAAGAUUAAAAAGUUAUGCACAGAAAGGAAGAUAUUGCCUGGGAGGCAUCAACUGACAGCCAAAAUGAUUAUAAAGUCCAAAUAUACUUUAUAUAUAUUGUCUUAGGAUUACAGUUCUAUGUAAGACUAUACAGAAUUUUCAGGCCUGAACUUGCAAUUUUGUUAAGAUGAAGGAAAAAAAUUCAAUCUCUGAGAUUUCUGUAUAUAUAGCGGUGAUUAUAAUGCAAAAAAUUUAAG
Molecule: messenger RNA, 1245 nt
Organism: Cryptomeria japonica (Japanese cedar)
Lineage: Eukaryota; Viridiplantae; Streptophyta; Pinopsida; Cupressales; Cupressaceae
Product: two-component response regulator ORR3-like
Exons: 5
Coding region: 594-1064 (156 amino acids)
Biological process (GO): cytokinin-activated signaling pathway; phosphorelay signal transduction system
Source: RefSeq, a predicted model, not a curated record